AUGAACCACCACGAUCAACACCCAGAACCGCAGUCGCCGCCGCGAUCUCCCAUCAUUCACCACACCACCACCGCCCAAAUUCUCAAACAGAGCACCUCCAUCUUCUUCUCCAACUUCCUCACCUUCCUCUUCCUCUCCUGCCUCCUCCUGACAUUUCGCUCCAACGUCCACAGCACCUCUCACUAUCUUUCUACCUUCAUCGACCAUGAUUCCUCCUUAAAAUCCCUCCUAUCCCGCCUCGAUUUCUCCACUGCUCAAAUACAUCAGCAGCCCAAUCAUCUCCGCCACCGCCGUCGCCGCGCCUUCCUCCACCUUUCUCGUAUUGGCACCCUUGAUGACGAUUUUUUCUCCGGUGAUUCUGAUUUAGACCGCUCCCUGUUCCAUCCUUCCAAAAAACCUCUUCUGAAUGCGACUUUCUUGAUUCUUUCGAACCUGAACCCUAGUUCUGGCUUCUCCCAUCCCGUCAUCGACCAUGGAAUCCCCUUACCGCAAACAAUCCGACCCGGUGCUGUCAGUUUCAAACCUAGAAUUCCGAAUAACAACAACUUUCUUGAAGAAGACGAGGAAAAAAAGGUCAAGGGGAGCAAUUUGGAUGAUGGUAAUACAGUGGUCGAUUUGCCUUUACUGAUAAAGGGUCUUGAACUGGGCCAUGGUGAUGUGACUUCAUUUUUCUUUUUAGUGGGCAUAUUAUCCGCAGCCUAUGCAUAUGUAGUAUUGGCAUUUAUAGUUACCUUCACAUGGGUACAUGGAAUUGUUUUCCUUCAGGUGGUGGAUCACUUGUUGGGGAAUUACAGGUCUUUUUUCCGGACAGUAUGGGAAGGUUCGAGUGUUGGGCUCAAAAGGCUUUCGGGGUUCAUUCUCAUGAAAUGGGCUGUGAGGGAUGCACUGGCUCAGUUCAUUGGUAUUUACCUUUUUGGAGAAAUUGAGGAUCAAUACAUGUUUUUUAAGGUUUUCUUGAGGAUGAAAUUUAUGCCUUUUGCCAAUGUGGCUCCAUGGGUUAAAGGACACGAGUGGGAAAGUGCUGGGUUUAUUGUGGUAUGGUUCUUGUGUGACUUGAUGGUGGGGUUUAUAUUUGCGGUGGAUUCAUGGGUUGUGAUUGUGGACCCGAGGAGGGGUGGGAGAGAGAUUGUAAAAGAAGGUUGUCAUAUGUUAGCGGCAUUGUUUUGCCCAGCUUUUGAGAUAAGGUGGUUGGAAGCAAUAAUUUGCGGAUCACCUGGGAGGUGGAUAUUGAGGAGGAUUUUUGGAGACCUUUUCACAUUGGCUUUCCAGUCUGUGAUGGAGGUUUAUUUUAUGGUGGCUUGGCUAAUUUUUUACUUUGCUGCAAGGCAUAAGGAUGAUGCAUCACUUGGGAGGACAUUUGGGCGUAGAGAAUUGGAAGGCUUUCUUCAGAUUGUCAGAUAG
Molecule: messenger RNA, 1401 nt
Organism: Fraxinus pennsylvanica
Lineage: Eukaryota; Viridiplantae; Streptophyta; Magnoliopsida; Lamiales; Oleaceae
Source: the annotation of a GenBank genome assembly